AUGUCUAAAUGUAGCAGCAACAUUAAAGUAAGAUGUCAUGUUCACCCUCCAACCAUGUUCACAAUUCAUGGUUUGUGGCCGAGCAAUUACUCAAAUGCUAGACUUGUUUGUGCGCCACAACCAUUUAAUCCCACUCAGAUUGCAGCGUUAAGACCCCAACUAAAUACCUAUUGGCCAGACGUGAUCAAAGGAAAGAACCAACAAUUUUGGCAGCAUGAAUGGGAUAAACAUGGAAUAUGUUCAGAUCCUCCUUUCAAUCAACCUCAAUAUUUUCAAAUAACUCUAAAUAUUCGUAUAAAUCAUAGCUACGAUCUCCUGGCCAUCUUGAAUGCAGCGGGACUAGGCCCGUCUAACACAAAUAUUAGAGAAUACAAAGAUAUAGAAGGUGCUAUUCAAGCUGCCAUAGGUAAGAAGCCAGGUUUACGUUGCAACAUUAAUCCACAAUCUAAAGAAAAAAAACAAUUGCUUGAAAUCAUCUUGUGCUUCGACAAAGAUGGUAUCACUCUGAUUGAUUGUACUGAAUUUGCUGGAAUCACGUGCCCUCCACAAUUUGUGUGGCCCGAUCAACAACAUUUGAAUUUGGUCAGUACAGAUGGAGAGCUCUAA
This is a messenger RNA of Cucurbita pepo subsp. pepo (vegetable marrow), 606 nucleotides long. Lineage: Eukaryota; Viridiplantae; Streptophyta; Magnoliopsida; Cucurbitales; Cucurbitaceae. The record is from RefSeq and is a predicted model, not a curated record.